This is a messenger RNA of Priapulus caudatus, 4376 nucleotides long. RefSeq names its product staphylococcal nuclease domain-containing protein 1-like. Gene Ontology annotation, biological process: regulatory ncRNA-mediated gene silencing; mRNA catabolic process. The record is from RefSeq and is a predicted model, not a curated record. Gene Ontology annotation, cellular component: RISC complex; nucleus; cytosol. Gene Ontology annotation, molecular function: RNA binding; nuclease activity. Lineage: Eukaryota; Metazoa; Priapulida; Priapulimorpha; Priapulimorphida; Priapulidae.
GUGUUUUUGCGGUCCUACCAUGCAAGCGUUCGCCACAUCACCAACAAGCGUCAGUGAACUGUCAAUUCUGCGGUAGUUAGAAGCCUAAAAAAUUCAUAGCUAUGUCUGCACAAGCAACUGCUCCAGUGCUGCACCAUGGAAUCGUUAAACAGGUUCAGUCUGGCGAUGCGGUGGUGGUGAGAGGCCAGCCAAAGGGAGGACCCCCUCCUGAGAGGACGGUGUGCUUAUCUAACAUCGUUGCGCCGAAGCUGGCUCGUAGAUCCAACCCAAAUGCGCCAAAUUCGGUGGAAACAAAAGAUGAGCCAUAUGCAUGGGAAGCUAGGGAGUUUCUGCGUAAUAAGCUGGUGGGGAAGGAGGUGUGUUUCAUCGUCGAGUAUAAGGCACCGGGAGCCGACCGGGAAUACGGCAUAGUCUACAUUGGCAAAGAUACAACUGCGGAGAACGUGACAGAAUCACUUGUGAAGGAAGGUCUGGUGGAGGUGCGUCGUUUGGGCAUCAAAUCAUCUGAUGAGCAGACGAAACUGAUUGAGAUGGAGGAUGUAGCAAAGGCAGCUGGAAAGGGCAAGUGGGCCGAAGGAACGGGAUCGGAACACAUGCGAAAUAUCAAGUGGACGCUGGACAACCCACGCAACUUUGUUGAUUCUCACCACGGAAAGCCAGUGGAAGCUGUCAUUGAGUAUGUCAGGGACGGGUGCACGAUGAGGGUCUUCAUCCUACCAAGCAACCACUACGCUACGAUCAUGCUGUCGGGAGUCAAGUGUCCCAUGUACAAGCUGGAAGAUGGCAAGCAGGUGCCGGAGCCGUUCGCCGAGGAGACGCGGUACUUUGUCGAGAGCCGCCUAAACGCCAAGAGGAACGUCGAGGUCGUGCUUGAGGGAGUGUCCAAUCAGAACCUGCUCGGCACCAUCCUGCAUCCGAAUGGCAACAUCACAGAGCUUCUUCUCAAGGAGGGGUUUGCACGCUGUGUCGACUGGAGCAUGGGAGUUGUCACGCAGGGACCAGAGAAACUCAGAGCGGCCGAGAAGAGCGCGAAGGAGAGGCGCGCGCGCAUCUGGAAGGACUACGUUCCGAGCACGCUGGGCGUGAACAUAUCCGAGAAGGAGUUCACGGCGAAGGUCAUGGAGGUCGUGAAUGGCGACGCGCUCGUGCUGAAGAUGGCCAGCGGCGAGUCGAAGAAGGUCUUCCUCGCCAGCAUUCGUCCGCCAAGACAACAGGCGGAUGCAGGAGGAGGAGAUGGGGAGAAUAGGAGGGUUCGUGUACGACCGCUUUACGAUGUGCCCUACAUGUUUGAGGCUAGGGAAUUCCUGCGAAAGAAGUUGAUUGGGAAAAAGGUCAAUGUCACCGUUGACUACAUCCAGCCAGCCUCCGAUUCAUUCCCCGAGAAGAAUUGCUGCACAGUGAUGAUUGGAAGCAUCAACGUCGGCGAGGCACUGGUCAGCAAGGGGCUUGGCACGGUCAUCCGCUACCGGCAGGACGACGACCAGCGAUCGUCGCAGUACACGUGCUGCUGGCCGCGGAGAGCCGCGCCAUCAGAACGGCAAGCCGUCUGCGCAUGUCCAAAGAAGGAGGUGCCGCUGCACCGUGUCGCUGACAUCUCCGGGGAUCUGUCGAAGGCAAAGCAAUUCCUGCCUUUCUGCCAGCGCGGGUCGAGCGAUGCGGAAGCCAUCGUGGAGUUGUGCGCCGGGCGCGCUCGCCGUCUCCGCUGCUUUAUCCCUCGCGAGACCUGCCUCUUUACAUUCCUGCUGGCCGGGAUCAGCUGUCCACGCGGAUCCAGGCCAGCACCCAGCGGAGGCACCCCCGUUGAAGCUGAGCCCUACGGAAAUGAAGCCCUGCAGUUCACCAAGGAGAUGGUGCUGCAGCGGGAGGGUGCGUUUUGUCUCGCUGUGGACGUCGAGGUGGAGUCGAUGGACAAGGCCGGCAACUUCAUCGGCUGGAUGUUCGUCGACGGCGUAAACCUGUCGCUGUCGCUCGUCGAGGACGGCCUUGCGUCCGUGCACUUCACCGCCGAGCGCAGCCAGUACUUCAAGCAGCUGCAGACGGCAGAGACGAACGCCAAGGAGAAGAAGCUCAACAUGUGGACGAAUUACGUAGAGGCGGAGGAGAUACAAGAACCGCUGGAGGAGGAGCUGGAGAGGAAGCUAAACUUUAAGUCGGUGUGCAUCACGGACGUGGGAGACGACCUGCACUUCUAUGCACAGCACGUCGAUAGCGGUCCGCAACUAUCGCAGCUCAUGGAGCAGCUGAGGAAGGACAUGGAGGAAAACCCGCCGAUAACGAGUGCGUACAAGCCGAAGAAGGGCGAGGUGUGCGCGGCGAGGUUUAGCGUCGACAAUGAGUGGUACCGCGGCCGCGUCGAGAAGGUCAUCGGAAACAAGGCGGCCAUCUUUUACAGCGACUACGGAAACAGAGAGAACGUGCCAUCAAGCUGCUUAGCACCGUUACCAGCGCAGUACAAGACGUUGGCGCCGCAAGCGCAUGAGUAUGGCCUCGCAUGUGUCACCGUGCCAGCCGAUGCGGAUGCCCGUGCAGAUGCUAGGGAAGCUUUCGCAGAAGAUGCAGCCAACCACCAGUUCUGCCUGAACACUGAGUACAAGGUGGGCAACCUGGAGUACGUGACGUUACUGCGCGUGGACACGGAUGAGGACGUCGCGAUCACGCUGCUGGAUGAGGGACUCGUCUAUGUCGAGCCGAGACGAGAGAAGCGGCUGCAGAAACUCCUAACUCAGUACAACAAGUCGCAGCAGGAGGCCAAGACGCAACGGAUCAACCUCUGGCGCUAUGGCGACAUCACCGAAGAUGAUGCCAAGGAGUUUGGUUUCAAUGGCUAGUUGCCAUGAUGAUGGCUAGCUAUCUUCUUGUUUGAUAUACGCAUGGAACCUUUACACCUUCGGCAGCUUUUUGCAAAGGUACUUAAAGAUACAUACGGAUUAAAUAGCAACUGUCGAUUGAAUGCAACAACUACCGCAUGAACUACUAAGGCAGGGCGAUAGCAGUCCCAAAGCUAAGAAUUCAGAUCAAGGCAUCAAUCAUGAAACUAAACGCUGGAGUCGGCAGUUUACGGUUGCUCUGUCUGCGAUUCGCGCCACUUGCGUGAAUCGUGAGACGGCGAGAUCUGCAAGGAAAAGCAUUCAAGUCGUUGAUUGUAAAGGAACCGUGCGUCUACCACACGAGAAGGGAUAAAACAGAAAACACAAGUUGACGAUAGGAAAAUUUAACUCUUUGCCAAUAGAACGCUGUCCUUGUUUUCCCCUCGGCAUGAGGUAAAUGAAAUUAGGCCUGUGUCGUUAUGUAGUCGUGCACGAACGAGCCAACUGUGAGAGUUACUGCAUCACACGUGAAUAAACUUGCCUCCAGUAAGUUAUUUAGUCGUGUAACGAUAGUUGAUCCCACCUGAAAUCGAAUGCAAGGAAAGCGUUUCAAGCAGAAGACACAACGAGAGAUAUUUUGUUUUUGUUUUCGUAUUCGUGUAGUAGGCGAGGUGGGAAUUUAGCAUGGGUUAUUGUGGUGUCCGGUUUAGGUGUCCGGUGAGGUUGACCCGUAUUUUUAAAUGUCACGACGACGAGACUUAGGGUAUUCCUAGAUGCAUGGAAAAAAUGCAAAUACUAUUAAGCAGUGUGUAUAACUGCACGGCUCGUCUCAGUGUUCGAGUAAUGAAUUCGCCAAGCAACGAAAAAUGGUUGCUACCACGUGCAGAUGGGUUGGCAACUCUUGUGGAACAAUGCAUUCAACUAUGGCAUAGGCUAUCUAGCGUAGCAGAGAAAUAGGAUGUUGAGAAAUAUAUGGGAGAGAUGAAGUGAGAGAAAUGGAGGAGAGAUAGAGAGGCAGAAGUAGGAGAGAUGCAAUGCAAACAUCCACGAGCUUCACAGUUGUAAUUAGUGGUUAAUUAAUACUCGAUGCCAGUCUUCCGAUUUCGCGCCAUGCUCUGUGUUGUCACUGUCAAGUGCUACUAGGUCUCUUCCACGUCCCAAUAUCGAUUUAUGCAAGUUUCACCGACGCUGCAUGAAGUUGCCCGUAGAACGUCGUUUUGUAAUGUACUGUUAACACCUUUUUUUCCUUUGUGAGGGUGCGUAUUGUUAUUUCGUCUUAAUAUCAUACUAAACAUUUAUUUAAGAAAAGCACGGGGUAAUUUAUCAAGUGGAAAAUAAUCAUGUUGAUGGUUGGCAUACAGUUAAUAACAACUUAGUUGAUAGGACGUUGCACAUUUAUUCCGGAUCAACGAGUUUCCUAUACGUUUCGAUCUCCGAACCGCAUGUGUUUGCGCUUGACCGCGGGCCAACGCGUGUGUGCCAAAGCUGAUUCGUGUCCGAUCGUGGUUUUGUGUUGACUGGCCAAUAAUUCUUGAGGGGAAUAAAAACUCGUCGAAAAAAGUUUGUGAC